Plasmodium gaboni is the source of this 614-nucleotide messenger RNA. RefSeq lists its product as hypothetical. The record is from RefSeq and is a predicted model, not a curated record. The transcript is spliced from 7 exons. Lineage: Eukaryota; Apicomplexa; Aconoidasida; Haemosporida; Plasmodiidae. The annotation marks the transcript as partial.
AUGAAUCCUUUAUUAGAAUAUAAAAGAAUUAAAGAAGCUCUUUCAAAUUCUAGCAAUAAAAAUACUUUUCAUCAAAAAAAAGAUAUAAUUAUCAACAAGGAUAAGAACAACAUUGUCAGAGACAAAAAAAUAAUUGAAAAUAAGUAUAAUAAGCCUUUAAAACAUGAGAAUAAUAAAUUCAAAAGAGAUAAUAUAGAAUAUAUUAAAUAUAAAACUAAAGAUUUUGUUAUAAAUAAAGAACAUACAAGAAAUAAUUAUGAAGAAGAAGAAUAUACUCUUUUGAUUCCUGAGGAUGAUACAAUUAACAAAAAUAAAAUUAAUCAAACUAAAUAUGAAUAUUGUUAUAUUUGUGAUGCGACCAAACCUUGUGAAUGUCUAGAUAAUUAUUGUCCCUACGAAGAUAAUAAUUGGAAGUGCACAACCCUCAAGUCAAAUAUUCAUUCCAACUUAAAAGAAAUAUCAAAUAUUAUAGAAAAUAUUCAGACUAACAAAAGGAAAAACGAAAAUCCUAUAAAAGCCAUCACUAAAAAAAAUACAAUAAAAAAUAAUCAAACUAUUAUGAAAUAUAAAGAUAAGAACAAGGAAAUUAAUAAACCUAUGAGUGCAUAUGAAAA